UCUUUCUUUCUCUCUCUCUCUCCCCUCUCUCUCUCCUACACAGACCCAAAACCCGACACUCUCUUUCCCACUUCGUCUCCUCCAACCUCUUCUAGGGUUUUCUCCUCCACCAUUUUCUAGGGUUUCCGACUCGUCCGCUCCUCUCAACCUCACACAGGAUGACCGGGUUGGGAAGGAUCGUUCGCCGAGGUGAUCCCUCUUGAGCUCGCACGCACUCGCCGUUUGCGAGGAAUCGUUCAUCCACCUUCAUCAUCCCUCUUUCUCACUGCUUUUUUUUGUUCGAUGAUGAGGUGAACAAGUAUGGAGGAGAAUAGUGAAGCGAAUUAUACUGCGGCUUCUGAGGUUGGUUGGUAUAUGCUUGGGGAGAAUCAAGAGCAUGUUGGUCCAUACGCAUUAUCUGAGUUGCAAGAGCAUUUCGUAAAUGGGUACCUUGAUGAGAACACGUUGCUCUGGUCGGAAGGGAGAAGUGGCUGGAUGUCACUAUCGUUAAUUCCUGAGCUAUAUAGAGGGAUUUCAGCUCAAACAGCUAAUCGUCCUAACGAAGAUGCGGAAGAAAACAACGAUGAAUUUAUGAAAUGGCGGAAGGAGGUGUCAGAGGCUGAGGUCGAGGCUGAGGCCCUGAAAGGUGGAAAUACUGAGGGUGAGGGAGGAGGGACAGAAGCGGGUCUCGAUGAUAGACCGGCGACCCCACCAGAUGGUGAGGAAGAAUUUACUGAUGAUGACGGAACUGUUUAUAAAUGGGAUCGUGGUGUCAGGGCAUGGGUUCCUCAAGAUAAUCCUUCAAGUAAAGGAGGUGAAUAUGGACUUGAAGAGAUGACUUUUGCACAUGAGGAGGAGAUAUUUCCAAUUUCGGAGGCUCCUCAUCCCUCUGUGCGAGUUCCUGAUCCCUCUGUGCCAGAGGAGAGCAAUGUUUCGAACGAAAAAGCUGAAACAGAAUUGGAGAAGAAGCGGAAAUCAUCUGAGAAGCCAACUGAAAAGAAGGAAGCUAAUAAACCGCCAGAUAGCUGGUUUGAUUUGAAGGUCAAUACUCAUGUUUAUGUGACUGGCUUGCCUGAUGAUGUUACUGUUGAAGAAGUAGUGGAAGUAUGCUCUAAGUGUGGAAUUAUAAAGGAGGAUCCUGAAACAAGGAAGCCUCGAGUGAAGAUAUACAUAGACAAAGAAACAGGUAGAAAGAAAGGGGAUGCACUUGUCACCUAUCUGAAGGAACCUUCCGUUGCUUUAGCAAUUCAAAUAUUGGAUGGCACUCCACUUCGUCCUGGUGGAAAGAUCCCCAUGUCUGUAAGCCAAGCUAAAUUUGAACAAAAAGGUGAGAAAUUUAUAGCGAAGAAGGCUGAUAAGCAUAAGAAAAAGAAAAUAAAGAGAGUUGAAGAUAAAAUUCUUGGAUGGGGUGGGCAUGAUGAUGCGAAGGUGUCUAUUCCGACCACAAUUGUUUUAAGGAACAUGUUCAUUCCUGCUGAAUUGAGGAGUGAUGAAAGUCUUCUUCCAGAGCUAGAGGCAGAUGUUAGAGAGGAAUGCAUGAAGCUGGGUCCGGUUGAAAAUGUAAAGGUUUGCGAGAAUCAUCCACAAGGUGUUGUGUUGGUGAAAUUUAAGGAUCGAAAAGAUGGUGCAAAAUGCAUCGAGUUGAUGAAUGGAAGAUGGUUUGCAGGGAGGCAAAUUCAUGCUAGUGAAGAUGAUGGUUCAGUUAACCACGCUCUUAUUCGUGAUUUCGACGAGGAGGCAGCAAGGCUCGAGCAAUUUGGUGCAGAACUUGAAGGCGACUGAUGCAAAAUCUUAUCCCACUGUAAUUUGGCAAUCUUUUAGAGCCAAGAGGAUAGCGCGAAGGAAAUGUCUCGUUUAAAUACCUCAAAUCAAAUUCUGACUCGAAACCAAACUGCGGAAGGUGAUGUCCGCAUGAAAAGAGCGAUGCAGCACAAAUGCGGUGACAAACGGAGAAAUCUUCGGCUCGUCAUGUUUCUCGACAAAACUUUGUUCUCAAAAUCAUCAGCUCUCACCUUGUCAACAUUAGGAAAUUUACAUCCUUCUUGCAGCAACUAAACUAAGUAUGGCUAACAUUGGACAGCGAGGGCUUAAUUAUGUACAGUUUGUUUGUAUUAUGUUCCUGGAUUGUUAAUCUAUUAAAUUUUGAUACUUCGAUCUUAAUUCGGAGAUGGCUCGAAACAGAUGCAUAUUUCAUAUCUUGUUCUUUUCUUCUUUUUGUUCAUGUGCUGAUUCUUAUUGAGGAGAUGGUGUACAAAUGAGGUCCUUUUUGAAAAUUUUGCACCUUCUUUCAAUGGUGGUUGGCACAUCA
This is a messenger RNA of Ananas comosus (pineapple), 2287 nucleotides long. RefSeq names its product splicing factor U2AF-associated protein 2. Gene Ontology annotation, molecular function: RNA binding. Gene Ontology annotation, cellular component: U2 snRNP; U2-type spliceosomal complex. Gene Ontology annotation, biological process: mRNA splicing, via spliceosome. The record is from RefSeq and is a predicted model, not a curated record. NCBI's taxonomy places the organism in Eukaryota, Viridiplantae, Streptophyta, Magnoliopsida, Poales, Bromeliaceae. Bases 301 to 1761 code for a protein of 486 amino acids. The transcript is spliced from 15 exons.